Molecule: messenger RNA, 1553 nt
Organism: Physcomitrium patens
Lineage: Eukaryota; Viridiplantae; Streptophyta; Bryopsida; Funariales; Funariaceae
Source: RefSeq, a predicted model, not a curated record
UGGGGAGCAUUACCAACAUGAUGUGUUGCCAAAAGCACGGUGAUAGGGAUCCAAAGAGAAUCCCUCACAUACCUUUCACUUUUUCAUUUCCCACGUCAGGUUUUGGGACUUUCCGCCACAGUCGCUUUUCUAUUUCUGUCCACCCUCUAUCUCGAUCUGUUUUCGUGAGGUGGGGCAACAUUAGGGUUUCAGCAUGGUUACUAAGUUUUCGUGGCGAGUGACAGUUUCCUACGUUUCUCUAGGUGGAAGAAAUUAGCGAAGGCUUCGAUGGCUUCUACAGCUUGCUGCCGAACCACUCUUAUAUGUAGCCAGGUGAUGCAGGGGGGGGGGGGCAUCGAAGCGGGACCACUUCGACAGAGUUUGGGAAGAUGGGUGAUAUCGCUGCUGCUACAGCAAGACGGAUUUUGAAUAUUGCACUGAGAAGAAGUCGUCUCUUCACUUCGUUGCCAACUCCGCAGCGCACGAAACCCUUCUGCAGCCUGCGCAGGGAGAUCUACGCAUCUCAGUUCUACGCAAAUCGGCUGCCUUCGUCUGGCCAAAGAAUCCAGGCCUUGGGGCGCGUCGCUCUGCCCACAAAACGGGGAUGGCGAAUCAGGGGUAGUGACAUUAUCGCACAGAUGGACGGAAAAUCACCAUUGCGAGCUGAUUGGGGUAGGGUUGUAGGGGGGCAGAAGUGGGGGGCCAGGCUGGAGCAACGAUUCUGGGUGGCUGGCUGGCUUGGAAGCAGAGCAGAGCGCGACGAUAUUGUGAAAGCCUAUUCCACCACCGUCAUUGGGCGACUAAGAAGCACUGGGUAUCCGUAGUGAUCCAGUGCUGCUUUGAGCCCACAACUACCUGUGCAUCUGGAUUUUCGUGUGGCAAGGCCGACGGCCACGUCAUUCCGGGGCUUCUGAUUCGAUCCACCCCCGAUCCCCUGCGCUCCGCUCCGCUGCGAUGCGAUGCGAUGUGAUGCGACGCGUCGUGCCGCCUUUCGGCGCUGCAUGAGCUAUCAAGCCUAACUCAUAAGCCCUUCUGUGGAUCUAUUCUCUCCGUAGAUGCAUUUGUGGCAAUGCCAUUCUAGAGCCACAGAAAAUUUCCUCGAGAACGAAACCAUGCUAUGUCUACAUUCAAUGAUCCAUUCUGUACACCUGGAGGAAAAAAAAAAAAGAAAAAAAAAGGGUAGAAGAAUGGGGAAAUAAAAGUAAUUAAUGUUAACUAUUUAGGAGCAAAUACUGUUGUUAUGAUUAUCAAAAAACUGGAUUGAAUGAGAUGGUUAUUGGUUAAAAGUCUCAUAUAGAUGUAAGAAAAUAAAAUAAAUGAAUUUAGAGAAUGAAAGGUGUUUGUAGAUGUACGUUUGCAAAAUGCCUUACCUGUAAUCAUAUGGAGAAGAAAACAUGUGUUUAGAUAUUUAAUGAUUUUUUUUUUUUUUUUCCAAUUAUCAUUGAAAUAUAUUACGUUGAUGUAAUAUUAGUGCAGAUACAGGUAGAUAGAAUAAUUCUGAACAUUGUAUUUUCUUAUUAUUAAAAACCAAUAGAGUAUUUGAUCUGUAUCAUAAAUGUUGUUGUUGUUGUUUU